Hirsutella rhossiliensis is the source of this 1485-nucleotide messenger RNA. Its product is annotated as o-methyltransferase domain-containing protein. The record is from RefSeq and is a predicted model, not a curated record. The coding region runs from base 1 to 1485 and encodes 494 amino acids. The transcript has 5 exons. Gene Ontology annotation, molecular function: O-methyltransferase activity. Lineage: Eukaryota; Fungi; Ascomycota; Sordariomycetes; Hypocreales; Ophiocordycipitaceae.
AUGCGCAAGUUCAAGGUGCCCUCGUGGCUCAUGUCGCAAUCGCCCGACGCAGAACAAAAGAAGGAGAAUCGUCGUUCCUUUUCCGGUUUCUCUCAGUUUAGGUCCAAGCAUGAGUCUUUGCCUGCGCGAAAGUCUGUUGCGGUGGACGAGAGCCAGCCGCGGCAGCAGUCGAACUUGCUGGAGCUUGCCAGGAGGAUCACUGCCGAGACGGAAAAGCUGGAGACGUACGUGAGAAACAAUGGCCUGCCAGAGCCAAGUUUCGCGCUCGGUGCCCCGGAUUGCCUACCACGGCUGCCCGCGGACAUGCAAAGGUGUAGGCAGGAGAUUAUUCAUGCCACCAAGGAGCUCGAAACUCUGGUACGAGGGCCAAAGGAGACUGUGCGAUGGACCAUAUGGAAUUGCCUUGACACGUUGAGUCUCCAGAUCAUCAACGGCUACGGCAUAGCUCGCCUCGUUCCCGUGGACUCUCCUAUUCCGCUCACAGAGCUUCAGGCCAAGACGUCGCUUGAUCCGAUCAACCUCGCCCGCGUGCUGCGGCAUGCCAUGACCAAUUACAUAUUCCACGAGCCCGAGCCUGGCCUCAUCGCACACACAGCAGCCUCGCGUGAACUAGCCCAGGAUGCUGCCUUACAAGACUGGGUCGGCUUCAACGGAGAGGACCUGUUUCCCUCGGCCGCCAAGGUCCUCGACUCCCUCAAGGCACAUCCGGAGGCGACCUCGCUGACCACCACGGGGUUUAACUUCGCCUUCGACACGAUUGGCAAAGAGCCGAUGUUCGUCACUUUUGGCAAAGACGGCGCGCGUGCCAGGCGAAUGGGCGGGGCGAUGGCGAGCCUGACUGAGGGAGAGGGAUACGAGGUAGACCAUUUCAAGGACAACUAUGACAUGUCGGAGAUUGAUGAAAAGGGGGGAACCUUUGUUGAUAUCGGGGGCAGCCACGGCUUUGUCUGCGUCGACCUGGCAAAGAAAUGGAAGAAGAUGACGUUUGUGGUGCAAGACCUUCCCAAGACGGUUGACAGCGCGCCAAAGCCAGUUUGCGACGACGAGUCGGUCGCGGCGAGGAUUCAGCUGCAAGCCCACGACUUUUUUGAGGAGCAACCCGUCAAGGGCGCUGACGUUUAUUUCUUUCGCUGGAUCAUUCACAAUUAUUCGACGCCCUACGCAGUCAAAUUGCUCAAGAACCUCGUCCCCGCGCUGAAACCGGGCUCCCGCGUCGUCAUCAACGACCACUGCCUGCGCGACCCUGGGGCGGAGAAGCCAUGGGACGAGAAGUUGAUUCGAGGCAUGGACAUGGUCAUGCUGACGCUGCUCAACGCGCAAGAGCGUGAAGAGCACGAGUUCCGGGCGCUGUUCCGAGCGGCAGAUGAGCGAUUCGUGUUCAAGGGCGUUACACGAACCGAGGGCUGCCGCAUGAGCAUUAUCGAGGCAGUGUGGGAGCCGGGUGAAAUCAAAGUCAACGGGAGACCGUCCAAGAGGCGCUUGUGA